Cooperia oncophora is the source of this 786-nucleotide messenger RNA. NCBI's taxonomy places the organism in Eukaryota, Metazoa, Nematoda, Chromadorea, Rhabditida, Trichostrongylidae. The record is from the annotation of a GenBank genome assembly.
CUGGUGCCUACUGACCUGAAUAUUCCAAACAAUCCAGCCUCGAAGAGCUUCUUGGAAACAGGUGUCUACAACGAAAAUCCACCGAUCACCGCAUUCGGUAAGCAAAUACAACCAUCCAGUUUGACAGCUCGUGCUUUGUCCAAUCGUGGUGUCAGGUCAAAGCGGCUCAUCUGUUCUCCGGCACUUCGAUCUAUCCAGACUGCUGAAGCAUUGGCGAAAUUUUUGAAAGCAAAAAUAGCUGUGAGUCAUACGGGUGGUGUCAUUUUGACACGGAUUAUGACACCCUUCCGAUUGCAGAUAGAACCCGGACUAAUGGAACCUCUUGCGUGGUAUCGUGCUACGAAUAAGAAAAUGCCAGAAUUUCAUUUGGGGGAGUUGGUCAAGUCAUACCCAAUAGACACUUCUUAUUCUCCCAUAUAUACAAUGGAGACGUUAUCGAAAAACUACGACAAGGAAGCAGAAAGAGAUGGUUUGGCACGUACAGAUUUUGUUCUGCGUACCCUGGGCCAAGAAAAACGCGACGACUCGUUGAUUUUCGUCGCUCACGCUGUCACUCUUGCGGUUGCCGCCUCAAUAGCUACGUCAAUACCACUGGUUGACAAGGGAGAAGGAGAAACAAUCGACCAGGUCAGCCUGGGACUGAGAUUCCCGCCGGGUGCUGUCGUCGCGGUUCAGGUGAAUAGCGACGGUCAAUCGGCAACGUAUGAGCUUUGCCCUGGUGUUGUACCACCGCUUUCCUAUGGAGAACUCUACACGAACAGACCAGUCUUUGAAGCUGCAGUAUAA